AUGAGACGUGCUCACACUGAGUUAGAUUUGAUUAAAGCAAGCACUGCCGACAGAGAAACCAAAGCCGAAUCAGCUACAUUCACUCAAUCCCCCACUUUUCUCCUCGGCCUGUUUAAUCAAACGCCCAUUGAAAACCUAAUAGCAGGCCUGCCUUCUCGACAGGAUGCUGAUACCCUUGUUGCACAAUGCCUGGACUCUGGAGAGCCAUCAUUUAGUAUGUUUUGA
This is a messenger RNA of Penicillium malachiteum, 225 nucleotides long. RefSeq lists its product as uncharacterized. The transcript has 2 exons. Lineage: Eukaryota; Fungi; Ascomycota; Eurotiomycetes; Eurotiales; Aspergillaceae. Bases 1 to 225 code for a protein of 74 amino acids. The record is from RefSeq and is a predicted model, not a curated record.